GAACAGCUGUCUACACAUCUGCCUCAUUUGCAUAUUUUUGCGGGGCCUUGUUCGAGGAACUGGGUCAAAAUAUAGGCGGGUUUCGGCGGAUCUUGCGGAAUACAUCACAAAAUCGUCCAGGUUAGAGGGAGCAAAUACCAUCAAGAAUGACGGAAGAAGCGCAAGUGAAUGGCCCUUCAGGAGAUGGGGGCAAAUUUAUUGAUACCAUAGAUCCAGAGGACCCAGAAUACAUUCGUCAAUUGAGGCGGCCGGCAGAGAUCAAGGAAGACGUUCGCCAGAUGGAGCAGCGCAAGCGCGUGUCCUUAAUCCUCAACAGUGAGGCGUUCCGUGAGGAGUUGGAGGCGAUCAUUGAGAGUCAAAUCAAGAGUGGACCCCACCCAGCCAGUCUGAUCGCUCUCCAACAAAUCUCUGAGUUAUUGUUGCCAAAUGCUAGAAGUAGUGGAGGAGUAGGCAAAGGCGGUGUCAGCAGUUCCGUUGUUCCAGUGGCCGACAUCCGCGGUGUAGAUUCACUAAGUUAUACAAAGGCAGAGAAAAACUUGAGAAAUAAGGUGGCAUCGUGCUACAGACUGGUUGACUUGUUUGGAUGGACGCAUAACAUCUACAACCAUAUCACUGCCCGGUUAAGUCAAGACACAGAACACUUCUUGAUCAAUCCAUUUGGACUCCUGUACCAUGAAGUGACUGCCUCUUCCCUCGUUAAACUGGACAUGCAGGGAGAGGUCCUCAACGCCGGAACUACGUCUUUCGGCAUCAACAAGGCCGGCUACAUGAUCCAUUCAGUUAUCCACGCAGCCCGCCCAGAUAUCAAGGCUAUUAUCCAUCUGCAUACACCAGCUGUCGUUGCAAUAUCUUGCAUGAAGUGCGGUCUUCUUCCAAUUUCACAAGAAUCGCUGAUAUGCGGUGACCUAAGUUACCAUGAUUAUCAUGGCAUCGUCGUAGAUGAGGAUGAGCGUGAGUCCUUGGGCAAGGACCUUGGCCCAGUCAACAAAAUCAUGUUCCUUCGUAACCAUGGAGUCCUCUGUUGUGGGGAGAACAUUGAAGAAGCAUUCUAUUUGGCCAUGAAUUUAGUAGCUGCCUGUGAAACCCAGAUGCGUUUACUGCCCAUUGGUCUGGACAACAUUGUCCAAGUUGACGACGCCACAAAACAAAAGGUCCAAGAGACAGUGAAAACUGGUGGUGGUGGCGUUGAUAUGAAGUCACAGGGUGGCCGCAAAUGGAAAAUAGGAGAAAUGGAGUUUGAGGCUCUUAUGAGGCUUCUUGACAAUGCAGGUUACAGAACUGGUUUCCAAUACAGACAACUCGUCGAACGAAUAGAACCUGGCAAAGGCAAGUCGACCAGCGACGUGGAGAUCCCUCCCACCUCUUCCUCACACAUGAAUGACGAUGAUGUUUCGUCUCCACUGAAAGUGGCUUUAGAGAGACAGAAGAAGCACGUUAAGACAGAAUGGUUGGGCACACCCAACACGUACUCAAAGAAAGAAAUUGACGAAACCGGCACCCCCAACCCCAAAAAGAUUACCAAGUGGGUGCAAGACGGCUCCCCCCAGAAGACCAGCACACCCAUUAAAGUAGACACCAAAAACCAGUUUGCUCCCAUUGGAGAUAACCCAGCAGAGUUUAAAAAGCAUCAGAAGAAAGUGCGUGAAAACUACUACAAGGACACACGAACAGCUGGGCCACAGUCGAAGAUUUUAGAAGGCACCACGUGGGAAGAGGCCUCGCGAAUGAGGGAUGGUAACUUGAGUGGAGCUGGUGACAUCGUAGUCGGUGCAGCCUCCAAGGGCAUUAUUCAGCGGGAACACCAGCAUAAUGCUGUCGUCUACAAGCAGUACUAUGCAGCUAAUCCAUUCGAGUCGAUGACAGAUGAUGAGAUUCAGAAAUACAAAGCUGACAUUGACCGCAAGAAUCACCCAGAAGGUGAUGCUGGUUUUGAAGUUGAAGGAGAAGUAGAAGGAGAAGUGCAGCUGGCCACAACCAUAGGUGAUAUUGAACAAACUCCUCCGGUACAAGAGGAGUGGGGGUUCACCUGUCCAUCUGCCAGCAAUGAGGAUAUCCUUGCCCACCCAGUGAUGCCCAGGAAGCACUCCCGCGCCACCGAGCAGGAAGACGAGGUCAAUGAAGUGGCCAGGCCGCUCUCAAUGAUUCAAGUCGAGAGGGCACGAACGUUUGCUGUCUAUGAUGAGAAUGACGAUUCUCUUGCUCCUCUUGGCAAGCUUCACUCUGUUGGUUCAGCACCAGCUUCGCUAGAACGUGACGUCCAUCCCGGGUGGAAAAAGGAAAAGCCCCCACCACCUAAACGCACCGUCACACUCGGGAAAUACAAGCCAUUGCGCCCAGACUUGCCACUGCCGUUUAGGCGGACCAAGACCCUGCAGCCAACCAGUAGGAGAGAGAGGCCACCAGUACCCCCAAGACCUAGGCCAUUUUCGGGAGAGUUCUUCAUUGCAGAUUUUCCAGCAAAGGCUCCACCAGCCAGGCCUGAGCCUCCUGUGGUUCUGGAGGAAGCGGCAGAGAACCCUCCAGAGCUGUUGGAGAAACCGACACUGAAGCCUCCUAAGCCUCCUGUGGCGGAGAAACCUGCACGUAGGCCUCAUGUGGUAUCUGAGGAGCUUUCACCUGAGUAUCAUGUGAUGUGGGAGAAACCUGCACCGAAGCACCAUGUGUACCCGGAGCAACCUGAAGCCUCUGCUUCCCGACCCGUCGGCCGAUCUCAAUCUGCCAAACAACCAUCUCAGAAGAAACUGGUUGCUGAGUUACAGGCGAGAAAUCUAGAGCGUUCACAUUCGGACAGGCGUGGAGAUCGUGAAGGCGUCAUGAACGGAGAUGAGCAUGAAGAGAAGCCCAAGUCUCCUACCAAGUCUGACACACUCAAGUCACAAGAGAGUGGAGAAGGCGAUACAUCUCACGCAGAUGGAUCACCGACCAAGGACAAGAAAAAGAAGGGCGGGAAAUUCAGGAUGCCAUCUUUUGGCAAGAAGAGGAAGUAAACCAGAGUGGAGACUAGCCAAGAUUGGAACUUUCGCGGGAAGAGAUUCUGUUUUGUGAACGAGACUGAUUACGCAUUGGGAGGAACUGCCCUUGUAGGCUUAUGGACUAUGUAUUCAAAUUACUGGUAUUUAAUAUUAUUUUCACAUGCAAAUUUUAUCAUGUAGGAACCACUAAGAUUGACAGUAUGAUGAAAAACUGUGCAGGAGGACAUUCAUUCUAUAAUACCAUUUUGUAUUUUGAAAUAUUUGUGUGUAUAAAUCUUCUUUUUAUGUAGACCAGUCUUCCCCGGGUUGGCCUAGAAUGUAGCAGGCUAUUUCCUUAGGAGUUAGGCGGCACCUGAUUCACAAAUCGCAGCAGUCUUUUAGAUAUUCUAGUGCUAGGGCUACGGGCGCUUACAACAUUUGCUGUACAUAGAAUUUUAUCCUACAGAGACCACCAGACAUGAUUACACUUAUAAAGUUGUUGGUCUGGCUUUGUCUUUUGUAUAUAUCAAAUAUAUGUGUUGUAUGCCUUAGUGUUUACAAAAGUUUUUUAAAAAUAAGAAAAAAAUAUCCCUAUGUGUAAUAUUGAUCAUUAGAUAUACUAUGCCAAAGUUGCUUUGCGUCUUUCUGGCGGUAAAUUCUCUUGAAGAGUGCUGUGAAUUUAAACCAACCAAUCAGAGAGUAGAUUGAGAUAUAUAUGUAAACAUUCCAAGUGCUCUUCGCACUCUGGAGUCGUGAAUUGGGUGCCGUCCGAACGACAUCAAAAUGCUACUUUUCUCGCUCUGCAUGAUGGAAGAUUCGCUUCAUUUCUGGUGUGGAUUAUAAAAAUUUGCCAAAAGUUUUAAUUGUGCGGUGGUUCUCCUAUCGGAUUGGUUGACGUUUUGUCCAUAGAUCAACGCGUCGGAAUGAGAUUGUGCAAGUAUGUUCACCAGACUUGCUAUCACCUGAUUGGUUGUAUUGCCAUUAAGAUUUGUGCUCUGAUUGGCUGUUGACCGUCAUGAAUUGUGCUCUUGAUUGGCUCUUUUUACAGCCAUCGAGUUACUGUGUUUUGAUUGGUUGAGCAGUGGGCCAACUCCUGAUUGGCUGUUACCAUUGCAAGAACAGUACUUGAAUUGGCCGUUCAACUUGACCAUCAAAAUAAUGGUACCAAUAAGCAUUUAUGAAAAGGAAAGUUCUUGUGUUCAAGAAAGCUGUCCAUAUUUGGCUAGGGACACCCUAGUGUUUGCUGUAAAACAGUAAAGUAUCCACUCUUGUAAAAAAUGAGCACAAAACUUGCACAUUUUUAGAAAACAGUGCUCUGAGUUAGAGAAAAAAUUUCGAAAUUUUGUUAUGAUUGGUGAUUUCCAUACAAUCUUGUUUAUUCGACCUGUACUGCACUGGGAUUGAAGUAGACAGAAAAAUUGUACCAUGCAAUAGAGGAUAAGAACAGACCUCCUCUCACUGUAUUCAAUAGACUUUUAAAAUAUAAGUACGUAUAGUGCAUAGGAUGUACCUUUAAGUCAUAUACAUAAGGAUUUUGCAAAGUUAACAUCAAGAUCUACUUUUUGCAAUAUGAUGCAUCGACGUGUAAAAUUUUGUACUUUUAGAAUAUUAUCAGUUUAGAGCUGUAAACGUUUGGGAGUUGUAAAUAGCAGCGAAAAGUCACUAGAACUGUCAAUAAACUACUUCUUGCGUGGAAAUGUAUAAAACCUUUCACCUUUGUUAAAUUCAAGAUUGGUGUCAAAAACGAGAUAUUGUCCCAACUUGGAAUAAUAUUGUGGAUUUUUCGGCGGUCAUCGGAAAUUUGUUUUUAUGAAUUGAUCAAGGUUUAUUCAUGUGGUUCUUUUGAUGUAAAAUGAAUGUAUAUUUGAUCAUGCAUGGUCAUCAUGCUCCCUGUAAUAAUUUAGCCUAUAUAUGCUUCAAAGAACCAAGUAUUGACCUAUUGAGGACUGAAUAAGGGAGAGAAAAUUGAGGAUGACAAAUUUGAAAAUAAAUUGUUAAAUUUUACAAAAAGGUAAAAAGUUGUGAAACUGACUUUCAGAAUUGAGGGUAGGUUUUUCUCGUUUCGAUGGAAUUUUUGAUAGUUUUUGAAGUAUGUCUCACUUUCACAGUGACCAAAACUGGCAUCGGUCCUCAAAGGGUUAAUCUGUGUUUAUAUUUUAUGAUUCUGGUUCUCCUGUAUAUGUACGUAUACAUGAACGAACUGCGGCUAAUCAUGUCAGUUGGAACAGUGUCUUUUUCAUUUAGAGCAUAUAUGGAUGUAUUUCUACGCCAUGGAGAUCAUAGUCAGCUUAAAAUUGUCCUUGCAGACUUGUAUAGAAAAUGCUGUGAAAGCUUGAAAGAUAGUCUAUGUUUGAACAUGUCUGGAUGAGAUAAGCUGAAAUAAUGUGAGCCUCAAAAUAUUCCUCUCUACGUGAUGAUGCCAAUUUUGGACUUUGAGCCCUUCCUCUAUAAAGCUUGUAGCUGUAACAUGUUGUGCCGAUUUAAUUUGUGGAAGGAAGAAAAAAAAUGCAUCUAUUUUGGGGUUUAUAUUAUGUCCAGUUCGAUUGGUCUGUAAAACUGCCAUGGAAGUUUUCCGCAAGAAAACCUUACGAUACAGGAAGUCGGCUGGGAACUUCGACUCACAAGAUCACCCCUGAUAUUUGAGGCCAGUUCAGAAACUGUGGCGCGAUUGCCCAGCACUACAUGUCAGCUAUAUUUGUACAGCUUAUUUUGGAUGUACAGUUCAGAUUGUUCUUACUCGUUUAACCAUAGAAAGCUUGUGCAAUACGAAUGUCCUGAUUUAGAUUCAUCAAACAAUUUGUUUGAGGUUCUUGUUUUUUGUAGAGGAGUAGAUUUUUGAACCUUUGAAGGCGACUUCAAUGUGCAUUUGUUUAUGCCAAAUCUUCUGUUUAAUAAUAAUAAUACAUGUACCAACGGCCAUGCACUGUAGUUGCAUAUGAUAUAGCUAUUAAAAAGAUCAUAAUUGUCAUAUUUUUUGCCAGGGUUUUUUUUUGUAAUUCUCUGAAACCAUGGCACUUGGGAGUUCAUCGACUUCACCUCAUGGAACAUGGUGUGUCAGUUUUGGGCCUUGCUUGAAUGAGCUUGGUGUUGGCGAGUUUGGAGCAUGAUUCUGAAAAUUGCCUUCUGCUUGGAAACCCAACACGUAAUAAACUAAUAUUGUCACACCAUGAUUCGAAUUUAACUUAUUAGAUUAAAAUGUGCCAAUACAGUAUAAGCAGUGAAAGUCCUGCGCAUUUAAAUUUAAAAAAUAUUAAUCGGUUGAUACCCAGGUGCAAUGGUUCACCUCCAAAACUGGGCAUUUGUUAUGAUUUCUAAAAGGAAACUGUAGGUUAGAUAUCGUCUUAGGAGGCGAUAGUGCCCAGUAUUUCGGAACCAAGCUUCAAGCAUUGCCCGUGUAAUCUUAUCAUAACGGGGACCUUGAGAAAUUUCCAAAAAUGAUUAAUUUGGCCAGAACUUGUUCAUCAAGUAUCUGUGAUCGUUCUAAUUCAUGUACGUGAUAAUUUUUUAUUCAGUGUACGAGAAAUUUUGAUAUGUAUCUGUUCUUCACCGCUACAGCGCCAUCUGUAUUUGUGUAGCAAAACUGCUGAAUAUGGUAACGUAGUCGCCCCAAAUAUAGUUGUUUUCGUUGUGGAGUUCUUGGAGUGAAUGUGACCGGAAGAGACUGGCUGUGUUAUUGAACAGUUACUGUCCCUGGUUAUGUCCCAUGGUGAACCAAGUUUUGCCCCAGUUCUAAAGUCGCUUGGUAAGCCGCCGCCUUGGUGCAACGGCAAUUAUAUGGUACAUAUGGUUGGGAAGUUAGACUGCUUUGAAGUGGAUUUAUGCCAUCUGUUGUGAGACUGGUGUUGGAGAUGUGCUGCUAAUGCUACUAAUGCUUAGACUAGGUUUGGUCGUGCUGACAUUUUGCUUUGAAAUGAUCAACUGAACCAUUGUAGAUUGGUUGAUGAUACCAUGAAAGUCCUGAAUGUUCAAUUACAUGGCCAUGCUGUCGGAAAGCGACAAGUAUAAGACUUGUGGAAAGUCGUUUUCGGUCCCUUAAAAAUAUUGAAAGAUUGUGGCACAUAUAGCCAAAUAAAUGUUAUGUAUAUUAAGGUGGACUCUGAUCAUUCAUUAUAAGCUUCUGAAAUAUUUCUAACAUGCCUCGAGAAUGAUUUCAGCUUUGUGUACGCAUUACUUUCAGUGCUCUUAUUCAGCUAAGAAACAGCAUCCAUGUACUAUCCUUCACAUAUCGGUAAUAAAAUACUGAAAAUAUUAA
Lineus longissimus is the source of this 7203-nucleotide messenger RNA. RefSeq names its product protein hu-li tai shao-like. The record is from RefSeq and is a predicted model, not a curated record. The transcript has 19 exons. Bases 147 to 2987 code for a protein of 946 amino acids. Lineage: Eukaryota; Metazoa; Nemertea; Pilidiophora; Heteronemertea; Lineidae. Gene Ontology annotation, molecular function: actin filament binding. Gene Ontology annotation, cellular component: postsynaptic density; plasma membrane; cytoskeleton.